Messenger RNA from Fusarium tjaetaba, 510 nucleotides. RefSeq lists its product as uncharacterized. Lineage: Eukaryota; Fungi; Ascomycota; Sordariomycetes; Hypocreales; Nectriaceae. The transcript has a single exon. The record is from RefSeq and is a predicted model, not a curated record. Bases 1 to 510 code for a protein of 169 amino acids.
AUGUCACGAUUCUUUCCUCAUACUCCCUACGCAGAGGAUCAGCCUCUUGCACGAACAAUACUCACAACACACGUUAUCGUGCGAGCGAUAACACUAAGCUCAAUCAUCGCAACGGGCAUAACAACAACACGCCACUUGGUCCCCUUUCUCCGCCCCAAAACCACAACGUUAGCAUUCUUCCCACGCCUCAUCCGCUCUGCAUCAACAGGCGCAGUCGCAGCGGUUGGUGUAGGAGCUUUCAUGACAAUCAACCGUAUGCGCGGAAGAGAAGAAGUCGAGUGGCAGGAUCGAAGUUGGAGAUUACUCGAGAACCAAGGUCAGCUUGAGACUGAUGACUGGACUGCUAUAGGCGCUGGAGCUGGGGCUUUGAUAGGGGCCAAUGCUCUGAAGGGUUGGAGAGGUGCAGUUGGAGGACUAGGAUUGGGAAGUAUGGGGGGAGCUUUGGCGUGGAUGGCUUGGAGAUUUGGUGUGAAUGGGGGCAAGUUUCCCAAGAAGGAGGAGGAUCUGUAA